Soboliphyme baturini is the source of this 306-nucleotide messenger RNA. NCBI's taxonomy places the organism in Eukaryota, Metazoa, Nematoda, Enoplea, Dioctophymatida, Soboliphymatidae. The record is from the annotation of a GenBank genome assembly.
AUGCAGUGUGAACUGCACAGGCAAGGGGUCAUCGGUUCCCGUUACAUGUACCUGCUAAAGGAAGCGAUCUCUCACUGCUUCACAAACGUCAUGCUAUUCCACGUCGUGAAGGACGUUGCCGUAGAAGGUGGAAGGAAGAGCUUACAUUGGGCCGAGCACGAAGCUCGGCUCACCGACGGGAAAUGGCCAACUGGUAUCAUUGCAGGCAGACUAGGCCGCUUGGCCGCCCACCGCGACGGUGGGAAGAUUAUAUCAGGAGCCGAAAAGGCCGGAUUUGGAAAAAAUGGUCGAAAAAGCGAGGAAUGA